Macroventuria anomochaeta is the source of this 2008-nucleotide messenger RNA. Its product is annotated as MFS general substrate transporter. Bases 140 to 1699 code for a protein of 519 amino acids. The transcript has 2 exons. The record is from RefSeq and is a predicted model, not a curated record. Lineage: Eukaryota; Fungi; Ascomycota; Dothideomycetes; Pleosporales; Didymellaceae. Gene Ontology annotation, biological process: transmembrane transport. Gene Ontology annotation, molecular function: transmembrane transporter activity.
GUUUCUGUAGAGCUGGUCUCAUUGCUUUCUUUUCUUUCAACACGUUCACUUACACUUUAUAAUCUGGGUCUGCUGGCAGGCUUCCUCCGUUCUUUUCAAAUUUCCAUUAUCUCGUCUUGGUUCCCCUAGUUUCGACAAGAUGGGUUUAGGUGUUUUAGAAGACCGCCGAAUGGCCGCGCCUCCGGGAACGUCCACUCUUGGCGCUGCUGAGGAUCCAGCAGUCGAUACUUCGGGGGUGAAGCGUGAUGGUGAUAUUGUUCUCCAGCCUCAGCCAUCUGACAGUCCGAAUGACCCAUUGAACUGGUCUGCAGCGCGAAAAGAAGUCAUCAUGGUAAUCCUGGCGCUCAGCUCUGGCGUGACAACUUCUCUCGGCCCAAUGGUUACUCCCGGUCUGCCUCUCAUCGCACAGAAGUAUAAUGUUAGCAUCGACAUGGUAGCCAGUCUCGUCAUUGGAUUUCUCGCGUUUUGGACUGGGUUUACCACUUUCUUCACCGCAGCAGGUGCCAACAUCUGGGGCAAGAGACCGUUCUUCGUCAUCUCGACCAUGAUCUUGCUUGCCACAAACUGCUGGGGUUACUUCACAACAUCCUUCCCAUCUCUUGCUGUUAUGCGGGUGAUCCAAGGUAUCGCCUCAGCACCGCUCGAGACUCUCGUCACCUCAGCCGUGUCGGAUAUGUACUUCGUUCACCAACGAGGCACGCGAGUCAGUAUUUGGGGCUGCAUGUUGGCCAGCGGAGUGCUUCUUGGCCAGACCAUUGCGGGCGCCAUCAUCGAGAAGAUCUCAUUCGAGGCCACCUUCGGUAUCUCCGCGCUGAUCUUCAUCCCCAUUCUUCUCGGCAUGUACUUCUUCGUGGUCGAAACAACGUACUACGGUACCUGUCCUGGCUCACAGAAGGAGUUUGAGCCCGAAGAGAAGAGCUCCGCUUGGUCCGAGUACGGCGAAGAAAAGGAGACAUACCGCCAGCAACUCGCACUUUUUCGUGGCCGCCUCUCCUCUGAGUCCUUCUGGCAGAACGUAUGGAAGCCUGUUCCGCUCAUUGCCUAUCCUGCCGUACUCUUCAGCACCGUAGUGUAUGGUACAUACUUCACUUGGCUACUUACCAUCUCCGUUCUCUCUGUCUCCAUCUUCUCCGCACCGCCCUACUCCCUCGGACCGGCGCAAGUCGGACUCACCAACCUACCUCUUCUCGUCGUCGGACUCAUUGGCUCACCGCUGUCAGGCUGGGCCGCCGACUUCGUAGCGAAGUUCAUGGCGCGCAGGAACAAGGGUGUUUUCGAGCCCGAGUUCCGCCUCACGCUUAUGCUGCCUGCCGUUUUCUUUGCGACUAUCGGAUUCUUGGGCUUCGGCAUCAGCGCCCAGCGCGGUGAUUCUAUCUACCAGCUCAUCGCGUUCAUGUCGAUUCACUCUUUCAGCGUACCGUUCGCAAGCACAGCAAGCUUGACGUAUGUCAUCGACUGUCAUCCGAAGGAUGCAAAUCAGGCGUUUGUCACAAUCAAUUUUACGAAGGCGGUGCUUACAUUCAUUGCCACGACGUAUGCAAAUGGGGUUAUGGCGAGUAUUGGACCGAGCAAGGUGUUCGUGGCAAUCACGAUGAUCAAUCUGGGUGUUUGUGCACUGACUGUUCCUGCAUACGUGUUUGGCAAGAAGUUUAGGGGAUUGGUGGCGAGGAGUUCUUUCGGUCAGAAGCUAUCAAGUUGAGGUAGCAAGCUGCACGCUUGAAGAACAGUCUCACACUGCAUUCGAGUGAUCGCAAUAAUGUGAACGCUUAUUUGCUCAUCCCAUCGUCGAACUUUACAAGAAUCUCAUCAGUCCAGUACCACAGUUUCUUCGCCAAGUCUUUGUCCUUCACAAGCGGCGUCAAUUUCUCUGUGCAAUAGACGCCUACCGGUUUGUAAAAACCUCCAUUAACCAACUCCUCCCUCGUCGCUCCGGCAGCGCACCAAAGCUGAUUCCACGCACCCUGAUGGAGUUCCACCGGGAUGGUUCCGUUGAGCCGACACCCAAAAU